UGUGGGUCCCCCGCCGCCCGCCCCAGCCGUGAACAUGGCUGCGAGCCCCGCCGCCAGCCUCGCCUGCUCGCUGCUGCUCCUUUCCUGGGCUCUGCUCCGCGGCGGCUGCCGGGCGCGCUUUGCCGCCGAGCCGGACUCGGAGGACGACGACGAGGAGGUGAGGGUUUUCCCCGAGUCGCCCCUGCAGAGACCCACGGUACUGGUGGCCAUCCUGGCCCGCAACGCUGCGCACACGCUGCCUCACUUCCUCGGCUGCCUGGAGCGGCUGGACUACCCCAAGAGCAGGAUGGCCAUCUGGGCAGCCACUGACCACAACAUGGAUAAUACAACAGAAAUACUCAGGGAGUGGCUGAAAAAUGUACAGAGAGUCUACCACUAUGUGGAGUGGAGGCCUAUGGAUGAACCUGAGUCUUAUCCUGAUGAAAUUGGCCCAAAGCACUGGCCUGCCUCCCGAUUUGCCCACGUGAUGAAACUACGGCAAGCAGCCCUUCGAACUGCGAGGGAAAAAUGGUCAGACUACAUUCUGUUCAUUGAUGUUGACAACUUCCUGACUAACCCACAGACCCUCAAUCUAAUGAUUGCAGAGAACAAAACCAUCGUGGCCCCCAUGCUGGAGUCUCGGGGCCUCUACUCUAAUUUCUGGUGCGGAAUCACACCUCAGGGCUUCUAUAAACGGACCCCAGACUACCUUCAGAUUAGAGAAUGGAAGAGGAUGGGCUGCUUCCCCGUGCCCAUGGUCCACUCCACCUUCCUCAUCGACCUCAGGAAGGAAGCCUCAGACAAGCUCAUGUUCUAUCCCCCACACCAGGACUACACCUGGACCUUCGACGACAUCAUCGUCUUUGCCUUCUCCAGCAGGCAAGCAGGCAUCCAGAUGUACCUCUGCAACCGAGAGCACUACGGCUACCUGCCCAUCCCCCUGAAGUCCCAUCAGACCCUGCAGGAUGACAUCGAGAGCCUCAUCCACGUGCAGAUAGAAGCCAUGAUUGACCGCCCUCCGAUGGAACCCUCCCAGUUUGUCUCAGUUGUCCCUAAGUAUCCAGACAAGAUGGGAUUUGAUGAGAUUUUCAUGAUAAAUCUCAAACGCAGAAAGGACAGGAGGGACCGGAUGUUACGCACCCUGUAUGAGCAGGAGAUUGAGGUCAAAAUUGUGGAGGCUGUGGAUGGAAAGGCACUCAACACAAGCCAGCUGAAGGCCCUGAACAUUGAGAUGCUGCCCGGAUACCGAGACCCCUACUCCUCCAGGCCUCUCACCAGGGGUGAAAUCGGCUGCUUUCUAAGCCACUACUCUGUCUGGAAAGAGGUAAUUGACCGGGAGCUGGAGAAGACUCUUGUUAUUGAGGACGAUGUGCGCUUUGAACAUCAGUUUAAGAAGAAGCUGAUGAAGCUGAUGGAUGAAAUUGACCAGGCUCAGCUGGAUUGGGAACUGAUCUACAUUGGUAGGAAGAGGAUGCAAGUAAAAGAGCCAGAGAAGGCGGUGCCCAGUGUGGUCAAUCUGGUCGAAGCCGACUAUUCCUACUGGACGCUGGGCUACGUCAUCUCCCUGGAAGGAGCGCGGAAGCUGGUCGGAGCUGAUCCUUUUGGGAAGAUGCUGCCAGUGGACGAGUUCCUGCCAAUCAUGUACAACAAGCAUCCCGUAGCAGAGUACAAGGAGUACUACAAAUCCCGGGACUUGAAAGCCUUCUCCGCAGAGCCCUUGCUCAUCUACCCCACGCACUACACAGGCCAGCCGGGCUAUCUGAGCGACACGGAGACCUCGACCAUCUGGGACAACGAGACAGUGGCCACUGACUGGGACAGGACGCAUUCCUGGAAGUCCCAGAAGCAGGGCCACAUCCACCACAACGCCAAGAACACAGAGGCCCUGCCUCCGCCGACCUCCCUAAACACCGUGCCUUCGAGGGAUGAGCUAUGAAGGCGCCAUGCAGGGUUCACCACCCUUUGGUUUCUCUAAUGGGCUGUUCAUCGGUUUGCUCUGGCUUCUUCUGGUGGUCACAGUAAUCCAACCAAAGCAGUCAAAAAGGGAUCAAUCAAAAUAAGUAUAUUUUUGACAGGGGAGGAGAAAUAAGAAAAUUAAACCCAAAUUUCCUAGGAUGGCUAGAAGAUAGGAUUGAUGGCAGCCAGU
Pteronotus mesoamericanus is the source of this 2125-nucleotide messenger RNA. It is a transcript of the gene COLGALT2, whose product is annotated as collagen beta(1-O)galactosyltransferase 2. Gene Ontology annotation, molecular function: procollagen galactosyltransferase activity. Bases 35 to 1915 code for a protein of 626 amino acids. Lineage: Eukaryota; Metazoa; Chordata; Mammalia; Chiroptera; Mormoopidae. The record is from RefSeq and is a predicted model, not a curated record. The transcript is spliced from 12 exons.